AGGGUGGCCUGGCUUUGGGGCUCGAGCGCCUCGGAGGUGGGGCGGGCGGGGCGCCGUGGACCUCGCUGGCCAGCCAUGGACGACGCCUUGCUGUGCAGAGUCCAGGCGCUGGUUGCUGCCGAGCCGUCCCUGGGCUACCGAGGGCUGCACGCGAAGCUGAAGUCAGAGCCCGAGUUCCAGCAGGUUUCGCUCAAGAAGGUGCAGACCGUUCUCCAGGCCCUUCGCCGCGAGGAGGAGGCGGCGGCAGCCGCGCCACCCGUACGGCGAGCGGCGCCAGGAGAGAACCUCUGGACCGCGGCGAGCGACGGCGACAUCGCGAGGGUGGAGGAGCUCAUGGCACUGGAGGGCUUCACCCCGAGCUCGCCGGACGAGAACGGCUACACGCCUGUGCACGCUGCAGCGUCCUGGGGGCACCCCGAGUUGCUGCGACUGCUGCUGUCGCGAGGCAGCGAAGCGGCCAACGUUCGCGACGAAGACGGGGACACGCCUCUCCAUCACGUCGCAGGGAACAACGACCUGGCAGCCGAGUCGCAGCGCGCUGUGAUUGAUCUGCUGCUGGAGCACAGGGCCGACCCCACGCUGCAGAACUCGGAGGGGAAGACCUGCCUGGACGCCUGCGGCCAGGACGUGGUCGCCAUGGACGACGAGGAGGCCACCGAGCCUCCCAACGAGGAGGUCUGCAUAAACGUUGACUUCAUCAAGAUAAUGGCGGAGCGCGGGUACGAGCACCAGUGACGUGGACGUUUCGCAGGGGGCGCCUCGCUGGGUCGCGUGAUGGCGGCGCGCGGCCCGCUCCUCCGUGGGGCUCUGCGGCGCGGCGGCCCCACGGCAGCGCGCUGCCGAGGGGUGGUAAGCGCCCGCGCCACGCGCCGCGCCUGCGAGGCCAGACAAAGGGCGGCCCCUCCGGCCCUCCGCCGCCUCCGCGCCGGGGGUGCCCCAUCGUGGGCGGGCCUCGCCCUCGAGGCGCCGAGAGGCUUUGGAGCGCCCGCUCCCAGGCGGACAGCCCGCCUCCUCCUCCUCCUCCUCCUCCUCCUCC
Messenger RNA from Prorocentrum cordatum, 1036 nucleotides. The record is from the annotation of a GenBank genome assembly. NCBI's taxonomy places the organism in Eukaryota, Dinophyceae, Prorocentrales, Prorocentraceae.